AUGGCCGCGGCGCCCGGAGGGUCUGCGCCGCCCGCCGGCCCCGGUCCGCGCUUGGCUUUCAGCACCGCGGACAGCGGCGUCGGCAUGAGCGGGCUCAACCCAGGUCCCGCGGUGCCCAUGAAGGACCACGACGCCAUCAAGCUCUUCGUGGGGCAGAUCCCUCGGGGCUUGGACGAGCAGGACCUCAAGCCGCUGUUCGAGGAGUUCGGCCGCAUCUACGAGCUGACGGUGCUGAAGGACCGGCUCACCGGCCUCCACAAAGGCUGUGCCUUCCUCACCUACUGCGCCCGGGACUCUGCUCUCAAGGCCCAGAGUGCAUUGCACGAGCAGAAGACCCUGCCAGGGAUGAAUCGUCCGAUCCAAGUGAAGCCGGCUGCCAGUGAGGGCCGAGGAGAGGACCGGAAGCUGUUUGUGGGGAUGUUGGGCAAGCAACAGGGUGAGGAGGAUGUCAGACGUCUGUUCCAGCCAUUCGGCCAUAUCGAAGAGUGCACUGUCCUGCGGAGUCCCGAUGGUACCAGUAAAGGCUGUGCCUUUGUGAAAUUCGGAAGUCAAGGGGAAGCUCAAGCUGCUAUCCAGGGACUGCAUGGUAGCCGGACGAUGACGGGUGCCUCAUCCAGCCUGGUGGUGAAGCUGGCAGACACUGACAGGGAGCGAGCGCUGCGGCGGAUGCAGCAGAUGGCUGGCCAGCUGGGCGCCUUCCACCCAGCACCGCUGCCUCUCGGGGCCUGUGGCGCCUACACUACUGCGAUCCUACAGCACCAGGCAGCGCUGCUGGCAGCGGCGCAGGGUCCCGGAUUAGGCCAGGUGGCCGCGGUGGCUGCCCAGAUGCAGCAUGUGGCAGCCUUCAGCUUGGUGGCCGCACCGCUGUUGCCUGCAGCAGCCAACACGUCGCCUGGUGGCAGUGGCUCUGGCACACUCCCUGGCCUCCCAGCGCCCUUGGGGGUCAAUGGAUUCGGCUCCUUGACCCCGCAGACCAACGGACAGUCGGGCUCCGACACACUCUAUAACAACGGGCUUUCCCCUUACCCAGCCCAGAGCCCCGGCGUGGCUGACCCCCUGCAGCAGGCCUACGCUGGGAUACACCACUAUGCAGCAGCCUAUCCUUCGGCCUAUGCCCCAGUGAACACCGCUUUUCCCCAGCAGCCUUCAGCUCUGCCUCAGCAACAAAGAGAAGGCCCCGAAGGCUGUAAUCUCUUCAUCUAUCACCUGCCUCAGGAGUUUGGGGAUGCAGAACUCAUACAGACAUUCCUGCCCUUUGGAGCUGUGGUCUCUGCCAAAGUCUUUGUGGAUCGCGCCACCAACCAGAGCAAGUGUUUUGGGUUUGUUAGUUUUGACAAUCCAACCAGUGCCCAGACUGCCAUCCAGGCCAUGAACGGCUUUCAAAUCGGCAUGAAGAGGCUCAAGGUCCAGCUAAAGCGACCUAAGGAUGCCAACAGGCCUUACUGAUCUACGCUCACUGAUCAGCCACAGACAGAAACUGAAGAGUGAGAAGAAAGGAAAAAGAAAAGCACAGAAACGCUGGAGUGGCCCUUCCGGAAGGAGAGGCGGCAGGCGGAGGUGGAUCGGACCCAGGGCUGGCGCUUGGGGCUCUGGCCACUCAUCAUGUGGGUUGUUCCAUGGAGUGCUCAGGCUGGCAGGACAACCAGUGCUGGCUGAGGAUCGGCUGACCUAAAGGACCUAGCAGAGGACCCCGGGGGGUGCCACGGGCUUCUCGGCAAGGGAAGCCCAGGCUUCCUUCAUUCAAAAUCAUAUCAUUCCUUAGUGUUUAGGGACCAAAGGACUAUUGCUUUUUU
Molecule: messenger RNA, 1793 nt
Organism: Acomys russatus (golden spiny mouse)
Lineage: Eukaryota; Metazoa; Chordata; Mammalia; Rodentia; Muridae
Gene: Celf6
Product: CUGBP Elav-like family member 6
Exons: 13
Coding region: 1-1446 (481 amino acids)
Biological process (GO): regulation of alternative mRNA splicing, via spliceosome; mRNA splice site recognition
Cellular component (GO): nucleus; ribonucleoprotein complex; cytoplasm
Molecular function (GO): mRNA binding
Source: RefSeq, a predicted model, not a curated record